Molecule: messenger RNA, 2555 nt
Organism: Oreochromis aureus
Lineage: Eukaryota; Metazoa; Chordata; Actinopteri; Cichliformes; Cichlidae
Product: PRELI domain-containing protein 1, mitochondrial-like
Exons: 6
Coding region: 289-921 (210 amino acids)
Biological process (GO): phospholipid transport
Cellular component (GO): mitochondrial intermembrane space
Molecular function (GO): phosphatidic acid transfer activity
Source: RefSeq, a predicted model, not a curated record
ACCGGAAGUGGCUUUACAGUCAAACGGGCCGACCUACGACUUGGAGCUGGCUGACCGGGUUCAUACGACAUUAUGAAUAUAACUAGCUAACAUCAGUUAGUUUGUUGGCUUUAGGCUCAACAAACAGACAACUAAUAUUUAUUAGCUUAGCAUUAAAGUAGCAGCAACUACAGGAUCACCCCAGACUGUGGAUGGAGUCAGCACCAAACUUUUCACUGAUUUGUAUAAUCACAGCGAGGGACCUCAGGGUUUGGGAUUCACACCAUCCUGCACAUCAGCAAGAGAAAAAUGGUCAAGUAUUUCUGUAGCAGCACCGACAUCAGGAGUGCUUGGGACCAUGUUGUCUCUGCUUUCUGGCAGAGGUACCCAAACCCAUUCAGCACCCAUGUUCUCACGGAGGACGUCGUGUACCGAGAGGUAACAGCAGACCACCGGCUCCUCUCCAGACGGCUUCUAAUGAAGACCAAUCGAUUGCCUCGCUGGGCGGAGCGAUUCUUCCCCUCCGGCAUGUCUCGCUGUGUGUACAUCAUCGAGGACUCCAUCGUGGACCCAGUGAACAAGAGCCUGACCACCUACACCUGGAACCUCAACCACACAACUCUCAUGUCUGUUGAGGAGCGUUGUGUUUUCCAAGGCUCAGUGGAGCAUCCAGCGACCACACAGCUGAAACGUGAGGCGUGGAUAUCCUCGAGCAUUUAUGGCUUCUCCAAACCCAUUCAGGAGUUUGGUUUGGCUCGCUUCAAGAGCAACCAGGUGAAGGCCAUGAAGGGGCUGGAAUAUGCGCUGUCCAACGUGCAGGGAGAGACACCCCAGCGGCUGCUCAGGGACACAGUGAAGGACGCAUCAGAGAAGGCCAAAGAAGCAGCCAAGACGCUGGCUUCAGCUGCUGCCGUCCCACAGAAACCCCGGCAGUUUGUCUGAAAGCACUUUGUGUGUGUGUGUGUGUGUGUGUGUGUGUGUGUGUGUGUGUGUGUGUGUGUGUGUGUGGACUCGGCACGAUUGCCUUUGAUCAUCUCGAUCAUCUUGAAGUUUUGCUGUAUGCUCGCUGUUUACGAUUUCUCUUAAAAAGAAACAGCCUGACUCCUCUGUCGGGUUACCUCUGCUGACUGACUUCUACUACUACUUCUUCUCUUUGCUUUCAGAAAAUCUCAGGUGCUCGACCUUCGUGUGAACCCUGCUGCCUUUCAGACCAGCAGCACCUCUCUCUGCUUUAACCGGUCUAGGCCGCUUAUUUUCCAAAUCUGCUGUCAAAGACGAUAAUGACGAUGUUUUUAAUCAGCACGUAUGCAUUCUUCUCAUUGGCUCUUUCACGUUUAUUAUAUUUAUCAACAUAUCAUUUAUUAUUGAGCUCCAGCUAAAAGCUCAAAUUAGACCAAAUCACGGUCAUGUGACUUUGUAAUUUUAAUUUAACUUCAGCGGUUAGAGUUAUCAGAGCCGUGUUUGUAGUUGAAUGCUUAAUUGUACUGAAAUGCUUUACGGUUCAUUUUUUCAGGUUUGAGACUGCAAUAAACUGCAGAGAGUAUCUGUUACAGGUGUCGGCACACGGCGUCUGCUGUAAUAUCGUUCGUAUGUUUGGAAAACAUAUAUGUUUCUGCUAGCAGGUCUGUACUGAUGCACAGAUAAUCACAAGAAAAAGUUAAGCUAAUAUUAAAGCUUUAGUAAAGCUUCUUUACUGUUGAAGUUUAUUUUAUUGUAAACCAGGGGUGUCAAACUCUUUAUGUUGUGGCAGCAUAGAGAGUAAUUUUAUCUUAAGUUGGUCGGACCAGUGAAACUACAGCACUGCCUAAUAGUCUUAAAAACACACUGCCAAUUGUUUCCCCUUUAGAUUCAGUGUAAAGAAGUUUAACUACGUGCUUAAUCGAUGAUGUAUUAUGAACAUGAAGUGCAAUUUUAAAUCUGUUUUUCUGCAUUAUGAAAAACAAGGACGGCUGUUUGGCUUUCACUUUAAGGAAUAAUAGCAUAAACUGACAGAAAAAGGGUCUUUUUGUUCUGUAAUAUAACAGAAAAUGUUUUUGUUUUUUUUAAAUUCUGGAUAAAAUGAAUAAAUAAAAGGUCUUUACUGUUAAUUUUACAGAAUUAUUUUAUUUUUUGUUUAGGUGUAUUAUGCUAGGCUGUGCGUGAUAUUUUUGUCAGUAAUAAUAAAAUAUUAAAACUGACCAAAAUGCAGUGAAAUGUCAAAAAUGUACAUUUUUCUUCUUUGCAAUAUUCUAAACCCAUCUGCUGGGCCGGAUUGGACCCCUUUGGUGGGCCGGUUCUGGCCCCCAGGCUGUAUGUUUGACACCCCUGUUGUAAACUGUUUUCAACAACUGCAUUCCCUUCAGGAUGGAAUUGACUGGAUUUGUUUUGUUUUUUCGCUGCAAGAUUUUAUUUAUCAUUAAAAAUAAUUCAUGUGAUAUACUUUUAAGAAGUCUUUAGGAUUUCGUGCGACUUUGUAAUUCUGUGUUCAUGCAGAUUUAUUUUCACCAGGCUGUAAGAUGUCCAUAAAUCUCUCCGGCUAAAGAUGUUUUGAAGCUCGUCAGUGUUUAAGCUGAGAUUUAAUAAAAAGUUUGACGAGC